AUGUUCAAGAAAGAAUUGCCCACAGUCCCCAAAUCCAAGCUGAAAUCCUCAGUCCAGCGAUCACUGCGGCAAUCCCUUCUUACAACCUACCCGCUUCUUAACCGCUACAUUGAUGAAAUCCUACCGAAAAAAGGCUCUCUAGAGGCCAUGAAAUUACCCGACCGCUACACGCUCUACGUCCUCGACAGCCAACCUUUGUUCUUCCAAAUCGACACUGACACUCUGCUCCCCCACCUCAAGCUCGUCCACCGCUUUCCCGCCGGGUUCCCCAGUAUACGCAUCGACCGCGGCGCGAUUCGCUUUGUCCUAUCGGGCGCGACGCUCAUGGCGCCGGGAUUGACGAGCGCGGGCGGGCGGCUACCGAGUGGGGCGGGAGGAGACGAGGGGAUGGAUGAAGAGGAAAGGUGGACGCGCGAGCUGGAGAAGGGUGAACCCGUUGUUGUAAGGGCGGAGGGAAAGAUGGAGGCUUGUGCUGUUGGGCUUUUGGUUGAGGGCACGAAGGAGGUCAAGGAGAAGGGGAAGGGACCCGUCAUUGAAGAGGCGCAUUACCUUGGUGAUGGGCUUUGGAAGUUGAGCACGGAUUAG
Pseudomassariella vexata is the source of this 585-nucleotide messenger RNA. Its product is annotated as translation machinery-associated protein. Gene Ontology annotation, molecular function: RNA binding. The coding region runs from base 1 to 585 and encodes 194 amino acids. Gene Ontology annotation, biological process: formation of translation preinitiation complex. The record is from RefSeq and is a predicted model, not a curated record. NCBI's taxonomy places the organism in Eukaryota, Fungi, Ascomycota, Sordariomycetes, Amphisphaeriales, Pseudomassariaceae. The transcript has 2 exons.